Molecule: messenger RNA, 1461 nt
Organism: Tricharina praecox
Lineage: Eukaryota; Fungi; Ascomycota; Pezizomycetes; Pezizales; Pyronemataceae
Exons: 1
Coding region: 159-1049 (296 amino acids)
Source: RefSeq, a predicted model, not a curated record
UGCUUAGUUAAGGCGUUCCUCCAGGUUGAUGAAUACGAGAGAUCGAGAUCAGCCCUGCUAAUUCGGUACCGAGUAGGAUUUGCCGUGGACACAACGGUGCCUGGAUAUCGCCUUUAAAGUCGUCUUGCCGCCACCUCUGACGGUAGACAUCACCAGCAAUGAUGUCGUCGAAUCCACCAAAGCUCCUGUCGAGUACACUCUUCAUCUUCAUCUUCCUCCUCCUCCUCGGGACCGCCUCGUCCCUCCCAUCGACCAACACCGCCGACACAGGCCACGGCAUUCCGGGCUGGGUCAGCGAUGCAGUUCCAGACCGGGGCAAUGACACGUCGCAUCACUCUGAGAUCUCGUGCUACGCGCUGCAAUACGGGCUGAUCGGCAGCAUCUCGCACGUGCUGACAUGGUACACGAUCGGCGCAUUGAUCAUGGGGCGGUCUCCGCUGCGUCCGUGGCGGGAACUGAAGUCUCCGCGGGUCGACAUGCUGCUCGCGGGGACGGGGCUGCUCGCCGCCUCGCUAAUCACCGUCUUCACCAUGGUCCGCUGCUGGCAGUUCGUGCUCGUCGCUGCGUGGAAGGUGUGCCUGAGCAUUUCCCUCAGCGCGCUGAGUAUGCACGUGGCUGUGCUGUUCGCGCGGGAGAAGCAGGGCGGCGGUGGAGCGAGCAUCCCGCAGGAGGAGCUUAGCGCCGCGAGGUGGUGGCUGCUGAUGUAUAUCCUCGGGAUGCUGGUGGGAUUGUUCGGCCUGCUCUCGCUGGUGCGCGAGGCGUGGCCGGAUAAUCGGGCUGUACAGCGCACGACGUUCAUCUGCGGCAGGGCGGCCGUGCUCGUGGGAGGACUAUGGGCGGCAUCGAGAUGGUGCCCCAAACUUCGCGACAUGCCAAGGGACCCGAGGAAUUUGAUCUUCCAGCUGGCGCUGGGCCUGGUCGCCGCUGUGUACAGCGACUGGGCGCUGGCGGCGCUGGCGGAUAAUCCUACCGGCCAGCCUAGUGGGGAUGUGGCAUGGUUCUAUUUUCUGUAUUUUGCUGUCAAGAGGUUGCCAACCCUUUCGUUUUGAGUUUUUCUUUGUCGUUUUCGUUUUCGUUGCCUGGUGGAUAAGAAGUGAGUGAGUACUGGAAUUCGUGCGUUCUCUGGGUUUUGCGGAUGGAAGCAGUCGGUUGGCUGGAGUGCUUUUCUUUUCUUUCACCUUAUUUUCUUUUCUUUUGGUAUCGAUUUGCACUCGAGGCUAUCGGAGAGCAGGAAGCGGUAAUGGGUAUUCAUGCCAUCGAUACAGUACCGCACCGUAUCCACGUACGCUACGAUCGGUGUUUCUGUGUAGUAAAUAGAUUAUAGGGCUGCCGACGAGACGGGACGGGACGAGGCGGGACGGGAGUCCCAUGCGCCAUCCUAGGCUGAAUGCUACGGGACGAAAUAUCUCAGGGGCCAGGCCUGGGUAAGUAGGGCUGGUGGGCUACGCUACUAGAUAUGAG